Messenger RNA from Argentina anserina (silverweed cinquefoil), 1945 nucleotides. RefSeq names its product AT-hook motif nuclear-localized protein 9. Gene Ontology annotation, molecular function: minor groove of adenine-thymine-rich DNA binding. The transcript has 6 exons. The coding region runs from base 600 to 1613 and encodes 337 amino acids. Lineage: Eukaryota; Viridiplantae; Streptophyta; Magnoliopsida; Rosales; Rosaceae. The record is from RefSeq and is a predicted model, not a curated record.
GAGAGAGAGAGAGAGAGAGAGAGAGAGAGAUAAGGACUUGUGCUUAGCCAAGUAGUAAAUACCAGCAGCAACUGACCCUGCUCCUCUCUUUUUCAUUCCCCCAAAAACUGUUCGACCUUGAAUGCCCCUUCAAGAAUCUCUCUUGUCCACUCUGUCAUUGAAAGUUCUUCCUUUUCUUAGUUCCCAGGCCCUUAGUGAAGAACAGAGGAAGAGGGUUGUGAUAAUGCAUGUGUGACUCUUGACUUUGUUGGUGUUUCUCUUUUUGCAUUUCUCACAUUUUGAAGGCAUUGACUUGAAGACUUUGCUGGGUCUUUUUCAAUUCUUGAGGUUUUGAAGAUUGGAGCUUUUGCUUGGUUAUGGUUAUGGGGUUGCCUUUGCAGCUGCUUGGUGUCAAAGGCUUUGGAAUGGGUUGGUGACAGUGGACCUGUUUCAGUCUCUCAGUUCUUUACCUUCAACAUGAAGCCUAUUUGCUGUCUCUCAUGGGUUUGAACUUGUUCUUGUAGUGAAACCUGAAAAGUGAAUAUUAGAGCAGGGGGAGAAAUUUUGUAUUGAGUUGGAAAGUUGGGGUCUUAGUUGCUUUUGGGAGAUAACCUAAAUGCAUGGAUCGAAGGGACCAUAUGGCAAUGUCGGGGUCAGCCUCUUAUUAUUCACCUAGAUCAUUAACUGGGUCUGCAACACAGUCUGGGUUACUUGGAUCACCAGGCAUGCAUCCCUUAUCUAAUCCAAAUGCAGUAUUUCAGUCCAAUUUGGGAGCAGGUUCUAUUGGAUCAACAUUACCAGUAGAGCCAUCGUCGACCAUUUCACCUCAUGGUGUCAAUGUGGGUGCACUGUCUGUGGCGUCACAAGGUGAAUCUAUGAAAAGAAAAAGAGGAAGACCUCGAAAGUAUGGACCUGAUGGAACUGUUUCAUUGGCACUGUCUCCUUCAACAUCCUUAAAUCCUGGGAUGGUAGCUUCAAGCCCAAAGCGAGGUAGAGGGAGGCCACCAGGUUCCGGGAAGAAGCAACAAUUAGCAUCACUUGGUGCAAUGUUGUCUGGUUCAGCUGGAAUGGGUUUCACUCCGCAUGUUAUCACCAUUGCAAUGGGAGAAGACAUUGCAACCAAAAUAAUGGCAUUCUCACAGCAAGGACCGAGAGCUCUCUGUGUUUUAUCAGCCAAUGGUCCUGUCUCUACUGUGACUCUUCGUCAACCCUCCACUUCUGGUGGCACAGUCACAUAUGAGGGACGGUUUGAGAUCAUUUGUCUAUCAGGCUCUUACUUGCUCACUGAAAGUGGUAGCUCCGGAAAUCGAACUGGUGGUCUUAGUGUCUCCCUUGCUAGUCCUGAUGGUCGUGUUGUUGGUGGAGGAGUAGGAGGAAUGCUAAUUGCAGCUGGCCCUGUACAGGUAAUAGUGGGCAGCUUCAUAUGGGGUAGUUCAAAGACAAAGACCAAGAAAAAAGAUGCUAUAGAAGGUGUCACAAACUUCGACCAUCAGAUAGUUGACAACUCUGUCCCAUAUAAUAGCAUGCCACCCGAUCAAAAUUUUCCUCAAGGGUCAUCGCUGGUGGGGUGGCCAUCACCACGACCAUUGGAUAUGCGUAACAGUCACGGCGACAUUGAUUUGAUGCGAGGAUGACAACAUUAUUUGCGCCGGCAUGCAUUGUAUUGUAUAUUUCAGUUUCAUGGCCAGUCAGACUUAUUUCGGUGAAGCACCAGUGAGGAAAACAGAAGCCAGCUGAUUCUGGGUUUGUUAAUUUUAACUUCAUUUAUUCGGUCAUGAUAGAAUCCUGUUGUACUCAUAUUUCUUUCAGUUACGUCGAGAUUUUAGUUUGACAUUUAGCAUUCAUGAUUUCAAUUUACCUUCAUCUGUCCUUGGACUUGUAGAGUGAGUCUUGUAUCUAUGAAUAGUGGGAAUAUUCUUGAUAAACAACGUUCUUAUUCUUAAUAUGUACUAAAGAGAUCAUACCG